Erigeron canadensis is the source of this 1272-nucleotide messenger RNA. Its product is annotated as immune-associated nucleotide-binding protein 9. Bases 120 to 1142 code for a protein of 340 amino acids. Gene Ontology annotation, molecular function: GTP binding. The record is from RefSeq and is a predicted model, not a curated record. NCBI's taxonomy places the organism in Eukaryota, Viridiplantae, Streptophyta, Magnoliopsida, Asterales, Asteraceae. The transcript has 6 exons.
CAAAUUAAUUAAUAUUAUAAAAACCAACUAACCCCUUCCCUCCGAACCCGAUCACAAUUUCGUCUUCUUUAAACCCCUUUAAAUCUCUCUCUUGUUUUUUAAUCUCAGACCUACGUUAUAUGAUGGGGGGAAGUUCAAUUGAUGACGAUUGGGAGUUCACUUCGCCUUUGAAUGCGCUUCGGACUCUUGUUUUGGUUGGAAGGACAGGUAACGGGAAAAGUGCAACAGGGAAUAGCAUCCUUGGAAAGAAGGAAUUUUUAUCCAGGGCUAGCUCGGCUGGUGUAACGAGUACGUCCGAGCUCAGGACAACUGUACUGAAAGAUGGCCAGAUGCUUAAUGUGAUUGAUACUCCUGGGUUGUUUGAUUCUUCUGUUGACACUGAGUUUAUUGGCAAGGAGAUUGUAAAAUGUAUCAAUAUGGCCAGGGAGGGUAUACAUGGUGUUCUUGUGGUGCUCUCAGUCCGGAAUCGGUUUUCAGUAGAAGAAGAAGCUGCAAUAAGUAGCCUGCGUACUUUGUUUGGGAGCAAGAUUAAUGAUUAUAUGAUAGUUGUUUUUACCGGUGGCGAUGAACUUGAAGAUAAUGAGCAGACUUUGGAAGAUUUCUUAGAAGAUUGUCCUUUAUCGUUAAAGGAAACCCUUGCCAUGUGUGGAGAUAGAUAUGUCGUGUUCGAUAACAAGACAAAAGAUCAACAGAAGAAAACACUGCAAGUGCAAGAACUCCUGUCUCUUGUCAACAUGGUGCUGACAAAGAAUAACGGAAAGCCAUACACCGAUGAGAUCUUCAGUGAAUUGAAGAGAGGGACUAAGAAGCUUCAUGAACAAACAGAAGAGGUUCAGUCUUUACAAGGGUACACCAAAAAGGAAAUAUCCGAGCUGACAGAGCAGAUGCAUAGGUCAUAUGAGGAACAGCUUAAGCGAAUCACCGAAAUGGUCGAGGCUCGGCUAAAGGAAACAACUGCCAGACUAGAACAAAAAUUGGCAGAAGAGCAGGUUGCGCGGUUGAAGGCUGAAGAGAUGGCUCAAGCUGCUCAAAAGAAAUCCAAUGAUGAGAUCCGUAAGCUUAGAGAGAAUCUGGAGAAAGCCCAGAGGGAGAGUGAUGAGUUUCGAAAGAGAGCCGAAAGUGGCAAGUGUGCUAUUCUGUAAUUCCGGGCUUCCAGUUUUAUGUAUAUUGUUUUGUUUGUGUUCAUAACCGCUGGAUAACAAAAACCUUCUUUCACUGGUAUGCUGCAUGUUUUAUCAACUUAUAUAUGAUAUAAAUCUACAAAUUUACUUA